This is a messenger RNA of Brassica rapa (field mustard), 1131 nucleotides long. Its product is annotated as glycine-rich RNA-binding protein RZ1A. Lineage: Eukaryota; Viridiplantae; Streptophyta; Magnoliopsida; Brassicales; Brassicaceae. The record is from RefSeq and is a predicted model, not a curated record. Gene Ontology annotation, molecular function: RNA binding; zinc ion binding.
AAAUAACGGAAGUACCCCCGAGAGGUAUACGAUUGGGUCUCGUCUCUCUGCUUUCCAGGAAUUAGGGUUUUGAAGCAAAUCACAAUCAGAUCUCAUCUUCGCCGCUCUCUCUCUUUCUCUCUGUUGGUAGAAGAUGUCUGAAGAAGCUGAGUACCGUUGCUUCAUUGGUGGACUUGCGUGGGCAACGUCUGAUCGUGGACUCAGAGAUGCCUUUGAGAAGUAUGGUCACCUCACUGAGGCUAAGGUGGUUCUUGACAAGUUUUCUGGGCGUUCCCGUGGUUUCGGGUUCGUUACUUUUGAUGAGAAGAAAGCUAUGGAUGAAGCCAUUGCAGCAAUGAAUGGGAUGGAUUUAGAUGGCCGGACUAUCACUGUUGAUAAAGCCCAGCCACAGGGUGCUUCCGGUAGGGAUCAUGAUGGUGACCGCAGCCGUGAUCGUGAUCGUGAUCGCGGCUAUGACCGUGACCGUAGCCGUCCCUCUGGUGGUGGGAGAGGUGGUUCAGGUGGUGGAGAUUGCUUUAAGUGUGGCAAGCCCGGACAUUUUGCGAGGGAGUGCCCUGAUGAAUCUGGUAGAGGUGGUGGUGGUGGGGGAAGGUACAGCUCGAGGGAUGAUAGGUACAGCUCAAAGGACGACAGGUACGGUGGGAAGGAUGAUAGGUACAGCUCAAAGGACGACAGAUACAGUGCAAAGGACGACAGGUAUGGUGCAAAAGAAGACAGGUAUGGUGGUAGGGAUCGCUAUGGACCUGAUCGCAGUGGGGAACGCUCUGGAGGACGUAGCAGGGAUGAUGGCAGCCGUGGUGGUUCAGGAGGAGAGAGGCAUGGCCGUGCUCCAUACGAUCGCCCCAGAGAUGGCGGCUUUCACUAGAAUUCUACUCCAGAGGUCUCUUCACACUUAUUUUGCAGUCAAACAAGUGGAAGGUUUCUGCGUUCGGCUCUCUUGUCAAGUUCCAAGUUAGAUGCUCUGUCUGGUUUUAGUGCAUUUGGAUAGCUCAAGAAACAAGUGUCUUUGUUUUGGCCAUUAAAACUCAAUAGUCGGCUUAUGUGCUAAAGUGUUCUCUUUUACUUCUUUCUUUUGUCAACUCUUCCGUUGUAUAAUCUAUUUUUUUAGCCGAAAAAAACCAUUAUCUAGUA